AUGGCUUUGCUCAUAUAUGUAGAUGAUAUUCUCGUGGCAGGAACAGAUUCUAGUCAAAUCAAGAAGUUGAAACAUAUGCUGGAUGUGUCUUUCAAGAUCAAAGAUCUUGGCCAGUUAAACUACUUCCUAUGGAUUGAAGCAAUCAGAACUCCAAAUGGCAUCAAUCUGUGUCAAAGGAAGUAUGCUCUAGAAAUAUUACAAGAAAAUGGGUUCUUGGAUGCUAAACCUGCCAAGACACCUUGUAUUACAGGGAUGAAAUUAACCAGUGAUGAAGGGACCUUACUUGAUAACCCUGAAUGUUUUAGAAGGCUAGUUGGUAAGCUUCUCUACUUAACCAACACCAGGCCUGAUAUAUCAUAUUCUGUCCAGCAGCUAAGUCAGUUUGUUGAUCAACCAAGGAGUACACAUUUGGUUGCAGCUCAUAGAAUUCUGAGAUACCUCAAGGGUUCUCCUGGAAAAGGCUUGUUCUAUGCUUCAGAUUCUGAGAUUAAGUUGCAAGGAUUCUUUGAUUCAGACUGGGCUACAUGUACAGAGACCAGAAAAUCAAUCAUAGGAUUCUGCAUUUACCUAGACAACUCUCUUAUCUCUUGGAGGACAAAGAAACAAGCUACUGUGUCAAGAUCUUCAUCUGAAGCAGAGUACAGGGCCAUGGCUUCAACUGUUUGUGAGUUGCAAUGGCUAUUAUACUUGUUGGCAUAUCUGAAAGUGGAUAGCAGCAAUCCCAUUCCUCUAUUUUGUGACAAUAAUUCAGCUGUGGCAAUUGGGGAGAACCAUGUGUUCCAUGAACGCACUAAACACAUAGAAAUUGACUGCCAUGUGGUGAGGCAAAAGGUCCAUGAAGGUGUGAUAAAACUGUUGAGUAUUCCUUCAAGCAAACAAAUAGCAGAUGGUUUCACUAAGGCACUGCCCAUACCUCUAUUCAAUGUUUUCCAUGCUAAGCUGGGUCUUCAGGAUCUUCAUUCUCCAGCUUAA
Molecule: messenger RNA, 972 nt
Organism: Ipomoea nil (Japanese morning glory)
Lineage: Eukaryota; Viridiplantae; Streptophyta; Magnoliopsida; Solanales; Convolvulaceae
Exons: 1
Coding region: 1-972 (323 amino acids)
Source: RefSeq, a predicted model, not a curated record